GCCUUCAGUUUUAUGGUUUUUUUUUCUUCUUUUUCUAUCCAGUUGUCUGUUCUAAAGAUUAAAGCAGAGAUGGGAGAGGCAGAAGCAAUCCUCACGGAAGAAAAGCCAAGUGAUCCAAUCUCUAGCCCAGUGGAGGAGUCGGUGAUUUGGAGUCAAGAGGUUGAGGUGUGCUUAUUCCAUGCAAUGCUUGGCCAUAAACCUGUAGGUGUAAAUCGCCACUUUCAUAUGAUCUGCAUUCGAGACAAGUUUAGUCAAAACAUUGGUCGACAGGUGUCUUCAAAAGUGAUUUGGGACCACUUGAGCACAAUGUAUGACAUGCAAGCACUGCAUGAGUCAGAAAUCCUUCCAUUCCCCAAUUCUGAAAAAAGUUUUGUUCUUCCUGAAGAAAUCAUUCAGGAAGUGAAAGAAGGAAAAUCUGGUGCUGAGGAAGAUACAAAAGAAGAUAUCAAAGAAGAAAAUGAACCACAGGCAAUUUCAGAAGAAGGUCUGUGUCCCACAUUGGCUGGCCAGGAGGCUGAGAGGGAGCAUCAAUUCUGUGAAACUGGCCGAAAAAAUCAGCAACAAAGAAAAGGAGAGAGACAAAGAGAAGGUUUCAAGUGAUGGUUCUUCCAAGGAGGCAGCAGAUAAAAGGAAGCGGAAUCGAGCCACGGAGAAAGUGCUAACUGCAAACAGCAAUCCUUCCAGCCCAAGUGGAGCCAAACGGCGCCGGACGUAGCAGCAGACCUGGAACUGUAGCGUGCUCAUUUUUGAGUUGGAAAGAGAAUUGGUUUGCAGAAUCUGACAAAGAAGGACAAUUGGGGGGGAAAAUGCCAGCUAUGAUGGUGGCAAUGUACAGUAUGUGUUGUUUGUUCAUAGUGAUGAUUGACGAGCCUGGCAAAGAGGUGAACAGAUUUAACAAGACAAGAACAAACUACAAUUUGAAAAAAUCAUUCUCAUCCUUUUCCAGCUGUCAUCCUUUUUGGAAUAAGUGUAAUAAGUUUCUCAUUAACUUUAUGCCAUCUAUUAGCAACAUGAGUGACUGUAACUCUUGAGUGGACAGCUGCACAUAGUCUGUCACCCCAUGAUGUCGGGUUAUAAGAGUCUAAAAAACACUUUGGAAUUGGUGCGUAGUAUGAUGCCAGCUUUUUUACUUUACAGCUCUGUCCCUUUUAAAGGGAAAACUGAAUAAAGGCCAGUAAAAUGGUGAGAAUACACCUUUUAUAUUGUUGUAAUUGAUAGUUAGAUUAUCUGAGUAUUGUGUGCACUCUGUGCAGUAGGAUGUUCGGAUUCCUAGCAGCAUGUUUGAAUAAGCCCCUGACCAUUUUAAAAACGCAACAUUUUAAGGUUGCUGCAUGUGUGUAGUAUCCAUCACAGUUAGCUAAUUAAGCUGUUAGGAAAUAUUAGGAUUUUGGUCAGUUGUGUCUGUACUUUUAGAAAAAAAACUUUUUAAAUCUAUAUAUAUAUAUAAAAUUCUUUUUGCGUUUGAAGUGGAAAUUACAUAUGACCACGCGAUAUGGAAAUUACAUAUGACCACAGAACAUAUUAUAGUACAGGAACUAAUCACUUCGCUUGUGGACGACAUUUUUAUAUUGUCUUUACGAAUUAUUUGUGAGAGUUAUUUUACUACCUUGAAAAGAAGUAAACACAAACACGUGUUCUAUCCCAUAGAAGUGCGCCCCGUGUCGCCCUCUCCCAGCCUUCAUCUCUGGACUACAGCGCUGAGCUGUCUGCCACCAGGCCCGUUCUGACAGAAGUUUUAUUUAUUCGUCCACGUGACUGUCGCGGAAACUGCCACAUUGUAACUUUUUUUUAGUUGGCAGUACUUGAUAGUAGAAGAGAUGAGGAAAACAGCUUUGCGUCUUUCUACCUUUGAACUGCGCCGAGCUGUAAACAACGUGAAGACGAGACCACCUUCAGCGGUGAGGGGUCAUGAGAACAAAGUGAACGCUGGGAGGCGCGGAAUGUCGGGCUGCUCCGCCGGGUCGAGAGCUUCGCAGUUUCGGGCAGCGUCCUCUCUUCUCGCACUGUUUGUGACACUUCAAGUGCCCCGUCGGCUCCUGGGAGAGUGGAAAUCUUUGCAAAUGAGUGUAAUCGGCACCAUCGAAGCAGGGCUCCGUUUGUAAAUUGCCCUGCACGACAAGUUACUGUCCCUUAAGGUGAGCUCGGGUCACUAAAACCCCACAACAUUCAAGAUUGCUUUUGUGAUCAAUUAUUUUAAGAAGAUGGAGAGUUUACAUCUGAAGAUGUACAGACCUCUUUAUAUAAAGUGUUGCACUUGGGAAUUGUUUGGACCUUCUGCCCGUUAAGCACUGAAGGGCAGCAUCCGCAUUUAUAAGAAUUAUUUUUCUCUAAAUCACAGGCAUGUAGUGCAAGGUUGUCAGGCAGAAAUUUGGAAGAUCACAUAGAAAAUGUAAUUUCUAUACCCCAGCGGUCGUGUAGCACCUUUCAAAAGGAAUCUACUACCGAGAGAUGAUCCAAAUACAUUUUAGCUGCUGUUAGUACUACUUACCUGUUGUGUUAUAGCACCUUUAAAAUGUGGUUUACCUGAAACCACUCCAGUAGUGCUCAAUGUGUCAUUACUUCUUAAAUGUUAAUGUUUUACUUUUUAAUAACUUACAGACUACAUUUUAUUUUUUUCCCUUGCACUCAGUGAGCGAAGCCACUGGGUAAUCAGCUAGUUGUAUAUGAAAUAACAAAGCAGUCUUUUAUCUAUGUUCUUUUUGAGGGCAAGCAUUUAAUCUCAUAGAUAAUCAAAUUGUUUAAUUAGCAGUGGCCUCGAAUCUUGUAAAGAUAUCUGCGGUGAUGUAGGUUUUUAUAUUCUAUUCACACUCUGUAUGGUUCCUAAAUAAACUUUGGAAAG
Messenger RNA from Erpetoichthys calabaricus (reedfish), 2839 nucleotides. It is a transcript of the gene mrgbp, whose product is annotated as MRG/MORF4L binding protein. Gene Ontology annotation, biological process: regulation of transcription by RNA polymerase II. The record is from RefSeq and is a predicted model, not a curated record. Bases 13 to 600 code for a protein of 195 amino acids. The transcript has 6 exons. NCBI's taxonomy places the organism in Eukaryota, Metazoa, Chordata, Cladistia, Polypteriformes, Polypteridae. Gene Ontology annotation, cellular component: NuA4 histone acetyltransferase complex; nucleus.